Messenger RNA from Oncorhynchus masou masou (cherry salmon), 5416 nucleotides. RefSeq names its product dedicator of cytokinesis protein 1-like. Gene Ontology annotation, molecular function: guanyl-nucleotide exchange factor activity; small GTPase binding. NCBI's taxonomy places the organism in Eukaryota, Metazoa, Chordata, Actinopteri, Salmoniformes, Salmonidae. Gene Ontology annotation, cellular component: cytoplasm; plasma membrane. Gene Ontology annotation, biological process: cell migration; small GTPase-mediated signal transduction; myoblast fusion. The coding region runs from base 3 to 4205 and encodes 1400 amino acids. The record is from RefSeq and is a predicted model, not a curated record. The transcript has 38 exons.
UGAUGUUCCCUGGUGCUGGAGACGAGGGCAUCUUGGAGUACAAGUCUGUCAUCUACUACCAGAUCAAACAGCCACGCUGGUUUGAAACCAUCAAGGUUGCCAUCCCUAUUGAAGACGUGAACCGAAGUCACCUGCGAUUCACCUUCCGUCACCGAUCAUCUCAAGAAUCCAAAGACAAAUCGGAGAAGAUAUUCGCCCUGUCGUUUGUGAAGCUGAUGAGGUACGAUGGGACGACCCUGAGGGACGGAGAGCACGAUCUCAUCGUAUACAAGGCGGAGGCUAAGAAGCUGGAGGACUCGUCUCUGUACCUGAACCUGCCUGCUACCAAGGUGGAGCUGGAGGAGAAGGGAUUGUCCACUACAGGGAAGGGUACACACAACCUGGGCAACUGUACCAUCAGCAAGGACUCCUUCCAGAUAGCAACCCUGGUGUGUUCCACCAAGCUCACACAGAACGUGGAUCUGCUGGGCCUGCUGAAGUGGCGCUCCAACACCAGCCUCCUACAGCAGAACCUCCGACAGCUGAUGAAGGUCGAGGGAGGAGAGGUCGUCAAGUUUCUGCAGGACACCCUUGACGCCCUGUUUAACAUUAUGAUGGAGAACUCAGACAGUGACACGUUUGACACCCUGGUGUUUGAUUCCUUGGUAUUCAUAAUUGGACUCAUUGCAGACAGAAAGUUUCAGCACUUUAACCCUGUCCUUGAAACCUACAUAAGGAAGCAUUUCAGUGCUACUCUGGCGUACACGAAGCUGACCAAGGUUCUGAAGAACUAUGUGGAGAAUGCAGAGAAGCUGACGGAACAGCUGCUGAAGGCCAUGAAAGCCUUGGAGUACAUAUUCAAGUUUAUAGUGCGUUCCAGGGUCCUCUUCAACCAACUGUAUGAGAACAAAGGAGAAGCAGACUUCAUGGAGUCCUUGAGGAAUCUCUUCACUUCCUUCAAUGACAUGAUGAACAUCAACUCUGAGAACACAGGCAUGGUGAAGGGUGCAGCGUUGAGAUACGUCCCCACCAUCGUGAACGACGUCAAACUUGUCUUCGAUCCCAAGGAGCUCAGUAAACUGUUCACAGAGUUCAUUCUGAAGGUUCCUCUGGGUCGUCUGGUCAAACAGAAGCUACACUGCCUCAUCGACAUCGUCCACAGUGAUCUCUUCACACAGCAUGACUGCCGGGAGAUCCUGCUUCCUCUGAUGACAGAACAGCUGAAGUUUCAUCUAGAGAACCAGGAGGAACUGGAGGCCUGCUGUCAGCUGCUGAGUAACAUACUAGAGGUCCUCUACAGGAAGGAUGUGGGUCCUACUCAGUGGCAUGUCCAGAUCAUCAUGGAGAAGCUCCUGAGGACCGUCAACAGAACAGUCAUCUCCAUGGGCAGAGACUCUCCUCUCAUUGGCAGCUUCGUGGCCAGCAUGACCGCUACUCUGAGACAGAUGGACGACUACCACUACACUCACCUGAUCAACACCUUCGGCAAGAUGAGGACCGACGUUGUGGAUUUCCUGAUGGAAACAUUCAUCAUGUUCAAGGACCUCAUUGGGAAGAAUGUCUACCCUGGCGACUGGGUCAUCAUGAACAUGAUGCAGAAUAAAGUGUUCCUGAGGGCCAUUAAUCAGUAUGCAGCCGUGUUAAACAAGAAGUUCCUGGAUCAGACCAACUUUGAGCUUCAGCUGUGGAACAACUACUUCCACCUCGCCGUGGCGUAUCUUACCCAGGAGUCCUUGCAGCUUGAGAACUUCUCCAGCGACAAACGAUCCAAGAUCUUCCAGAAGUACCAGGACAUGAGGAGACAGAUCGGCUUUGAGAUCAGAGACAUGUGGUAUAAUCUAGGUCCACACAAGAUCAAGUUCAUCCCAGAGAUGGUGGGUCCCAUCCUGGAGAUGACUCUGGUCCCAGAGAUCGAGCUGAGGAAAGCUACCAUCCCCAUCUUCUUCGACAUGAUGCAGUGUGAAUUCCACUUCACAUGCAGCUUCCAACGGUUUGAGAAUGAGAUCAUCACCAAACUGGAUCACGAGGUGGAGGGGGGCAGAGGAGACGAGCAGUACAAAGUCCUCUUCCACAAGAUUCUGUUGGAACACUGCAGGAAACACAAGUACCUGUCUAAGAGUGGGGAGAGCUUUGUGAACCUGGUGGUUCGUCUGUUGGAGAGGCUCCUGGACUACAGGACCAUCAUGCACGAUGAGAACAAGGAGAACCGGAUGAGCUGCACCGUCAACGUGCUGAACUUCUACAAGGAGAUCGAGAGAGAGGAGAUGUACAUCAGGUACCUGUACAAGCUGUGUGACCUCCACAAGGAGUGUGACAACUACACUGAAGCUGCCUACACACUGCUGCUGCACGCUAAGCUGCUGAAGUGGACUGAGGAGCCGUGUGCAGCCCACCUCACCCAGAGAGACGGCUACCAGGCCUCCACACAGGGACAACUCAAGGACCAGCUCUACCAGGAGAUCAUCAACUUCUUCGACAAGGGCAAGAUGUGGGAGGAAGCCAUCGUACUAGGAAAGGAGCUGGCAGACCAGUAUGAGAAUGAGAUGUUUGACUUUGAGCAGCUCAGUGCCUCCCUGAGGAAGCAGGCUCAGUUCUACGAGAACAUUGUGAAGGUGAUCCGGCCCAAGCCAGACUACUUCGCUGUGGGAUACUACGGCGUGGGCUUCCCUUCCUUCCUCAGGAACAAGAUGUUCAUCUAUAGGGGGAAGGAGUACGAGAGGAGAGAGGACUUUGAGGCCAGACUGCUCACCCAGUUCCCCAACGCGGACAAGAUGAAGACGACCACGCCGCCCGGCGACGACAUCAAGACCUCUUCCUCACAGUACAUCCAGUGUUUCACCGUCAAGCCUGUUCUAGAACUCCCUUCAAAGUUCCAGAACAAACCCGUCUCUGAGCAGAUUGUCAGCUUUUACAUGAUAAAUGAAGUGUAUCAGUUUCAGUACUCCAGACCGGUGAGGAAGGGAGAGAAGGACCCAGACAACGAGUUCUCGAACAUGUGGAUCGAGAGAACCACUUACACCACGGCCUACAAACUGCCUGGGAUCCUGCGCUGGUUCGAUGUCAGGUCUGUCUCCACGGAGGAGAUCAGCCCAUUGGAGAACGCCAUGGAGACGAUGCAACUGACCAAUGAGAAGAUCAGCAACAUGGUGCAGCGUCACCUGAAUGAUUCCAACCUUCCCAUCAACCCCCUCUCCAUGCUGCUCAACGGCAUCGUGGACCCCGCUGUCAUGGGCGGUUUCACCAACUACGAGAAGGCAUUCUUCACAGAGAAGUAUAAGGCGGAUCACCCUGAGGACCAGGAGAAACUGGACAAACUGAAAGACCUCAUCGCAUGGCAGAUCCCUUACCUAGCUGAUGGUGUUCGUAUCCAUGGAGAGAAAGUGACAGAGGCUCUGAGGCCUUUCCAUGACCGCCUGGAGGCCUGCUUCAAACAGCUCAGAGAGAAAGUGGAGAAACAGUACGGAGUCAAGACACUGCCUGCGGUGGAUGACAGACGAGGGACCCGUCCUCGCUCUCUGCUGCGUUCCUUCACCAUGUCCUCACAACAGAGACUCUCUGUGGCUUCAGUCAACUCCAUCUCCUCUGACAACUCCCCCUCCAGACCUGGCUCAGAUGGCUUUGCUCUCGAGCCUCUGCUGCCAAAGAAGUUGCACUGCAAGUCCCAGGACAAGCUGGAGCGCGACGAGUCGGAGAGGGAGAGGAAGGACAAGAAGAAAGAGAAGAGGAACAGUAAACACCAGGAGAUCUUUGACAAGGAGCUGAAGACGACCGACAUCUCCCUGCAGCCUGCCGAGGCAGUCAUACUGUCAGAGACGAUCAGCCCACUGAGGCCUCAGAGACCAAAGAGUCAGGUGUUGAACCUGUUGAGUGGAGACCGCCGUAUCUCUGUGUCCCCCGGACCCCCCCAGCCCCAGUCCUCCCCGGGGCCCCCACCCAUCACCCCCAGGAACAAACUGUCCUUCAGCCUGCUCACCGUCUCCAGUCUGGAGCUGAACGGGAUGGGGGUUGAUAAAGGAGAGACUCCUCCCCCCCUGCCCGUGAAGGGCAUCUCUGCUGAUUAUGGGAACCUGCUAGGAGAUAAUCAAGACUUGACGAGUCCCUCCACCCCUCCCCUGACACACCAUCAAAGGCAUUUGCCACCUCCUCUUCCCAGCAAGACCCCUCCUCCCCCUCCCCCUAAGACCACCAGGAAACAAGCCUCCAUCGAUUCAGGAAUUGUACAAUAAACAAUGACAUUAAGACACCCGAUUUAAAACACACAAGGUUCUUUCCCCUCUGCAAUCCCCCCCUCCCUCAUCCCCCCCUCAUCCCCGCUCAACACAAGGCUGCGUUAACAAAAUGGCGACCUAGUUCCAAUAGUGGACUACUUUUCACCAUCGGGUUCUGGGCAAACGUAGGGCACUAUAUAGUGAACAGGGUGCCAUUUGGGGAAACAGCCGCAGUCUGACCAGGAGUGGAAGAAGAGUAUCUCACUCAGGCAACACUCCUUAUUGAGCCAUUCAUCUUGUCCGUGUCCCAAACGGCACCCUAUUCCCUAUAUAGUGCACUACUUUUGACCACGGCCGAUAGGGCUCUGGUUAAAAGUAGUGCACUACGUAGGGAAUAGGGUGCCAUUUUGUGGCAGAGCCUCAUUGAUCCUUUUCAAUUUUGCCUCAAGUGUGAUGAUGCGGUCUACUCUACCAUAGGUAGAUAGGUGAAGCAGUUUCACAUGAUUACUGGUCACUGAAUUUAUUGAUGCGAUCUACCAUCUAGGACUCCCUGCUCCACGUGAUACCAGUUCAGGCCUUUAGAAUGCUAUGAGAUCGUGUUCCACCUAUAGAACCUUUAGAAUGAGUGAAAUGAAUAUAGAAUCAGAACCAGGUGAAUGAAGCGUUCUCUGGUUCUGUCUUUGACCAAUAGACAGGCUGGUGAGUGACGACCAACAUUCUGACCCCUCCCACCUGCCCUUAGGAGCUGGGAGCACAUAGUCACAGAAAACAUGCUUUUUAUUCUGUGGUUUAUCUUUUGUAUCCAUAGUAACAGAAAACAUCCAUUUUAUUCAGUGGUUCAUCUUUUUCUAUCCAUAUUCCCGAUUUGUACAGAGGUUUGUAUAUAGGAUUUUAUUUUCAUUUCAUUUUUUUUAAUGUGGAAUUUAUCAUGACUUUUAUUUUGUAUUAACAUUGCAUUAGAUUAACAGGUUUGCAAUUAUACCCCCCCCCCCCAACAAAAAAAAUAAAUAAUGUUUUUUAAAGUUUUUAAAUGACAGGGACUAUAAAGAAUUGGUAUGUGAGAAUCUGCCUAUCGUUGAUUUUCUGGGUAAGGUUUGUGUUUUCUUUGCAGUGAACACAGCUAACUCCCUCCUCCUCCAUCAUACAUCGUCAUUGUAUAGGAUUUUAACGCUGUAACAUUGACUGUUUCCAAUUCACUACUGACUUCUGAAUAAACUUUCUCAACUGGA